AUGCGCCCCAUAACGAGGGAAUUUGGUAUAGAACUCACGGAGGAAACCCUUCUAUGCUCCCAUAAUCCAUCCACCACGACACUGAAAGUGCCUUUUGUUCGCCUUCCGUGCACUGUACCGUAUAUAUUUGCGAGAAGGGGUCCAAGUGCUAAUGGCUUCGAGGCAGAACCCAUCCACUAUCAGUCGAAUCCCUUUUUCUUGGUUCCUACUACGGUGUUAUGGAUCGUUACACGAGGAGAAGCUGAUGAGCGGAUACAGUCUGCGCCCAGGAAGAAAGUCGAAUUCCAGUCAUUAAACUUCAUCACAUAUUCGCAUCCAAGUGUCCACGUGGCCGUCUACGGCAACGCCAAGACAUAUCUCUUUGAGAAAGACAGCUAUACCCUAGAAAAUCAGAUCGUGCGGUGCUUGGCGCAGGACCACGGGCGUCGUGCCAAUGGACGACGAGCAAUCGAUAGCCCUCAACGCUCACUUUCACCCCGACGCCCGUUCCGGCCGAUUGCGACUUUUACAUUCUUGCUAGUAGCCUCCAUAGCGACCAUGUGGGGCCCUCAGCGAGGCACGACAGCAUCGCUCUAAAUGAUGGGGCGUCUCCUCUGCAUUCUGGUCAAUAAAGAUGUUCUACAUGAAGCGCAG
Guyanagaster necrorhizus is the source of this 633-nucleotide messenger RNA. RefSeq lists its product as uncharacterized. Lineage: Eukaryota; Fungi; Basidiomycota; Agaricomycetes; Agaricales; Physalacriaceae. The record is from RefSeq and is a predicted model, not a curated record. The coding region runs from base 1 to 576 and encodes 191 amino acids. The transcript is spliced from 4 exons.